Quercus lobata is the source of this 1326-nucleotide messenger RNA. Its product is annotated as Ribosomal protein S5 family protein. NCBI's taxonomy places the organism in Eukaryota, Viridiplantae, Streptophyta, Magnoliopsida, Fagales, Fagaceae. The transcript is spliced from 2 exons. Gene Ontology annotation, biological process: translation. Gene Ontology annotation, molecular function: structural constituent of ribosome; RNA binding. Bases 120 to 1055 code for a protein of 311 amino acids. The record is from RefSeq and is a predicted model, not a curated record. Gene Ontology annotation, cellular component: mitochondrial small ribosomal subunit; ribosome.
UCAGUCUUCUCUCCACAUCAUGCUUUGGAAUUGGGAUAAGAAAACAGAAAAAGCCUCUUCCAAUCUCUCUCUCCUCUCUCACUCUCACUCUCACUGAUCCAAACUCCACACCCUUAACCAUGGCUACAGCCUCAGCAACUCUCUCAUCCCUUUCCUCUCUCUCCCUCCACACCGCAGCUAACUCUCGUAUCUCUCUCUCCAAACCCAGAAACCCCUUCUUCACAAAACCCACAAAACCCUCUCUUCACCACUCCUUUUCCUCACACCCCACAACAACCACCACCUUCACAGUCAAAUCCUCUGACAUAGACACCACCUUCUUCGAUAACUUCAACCCCAACGACGAAACCGACACCGUCUUCAACGCCCCCGAACGCCCUGAAGACUUUGUAGCCCCACCUUCCUUCGACGAGGGUCCAAUGGAGACCGAAGAAGAAAUAGCCACCGCGUAUGAAGAACUGUACGGACCAGCUUACAGUGGAGAGAGUUAUUUGGGAAAUGACAUAUACGUGAUGGACUCUAAGGUGCAAAAAAAAACUGGGUUUGGGUCCAAAACGAAGAGGGAAAAAGUGAAAGAUGGGUUCGAAGAGAGAGUUGUGCAGGUGAGAAGGGUGACCAAGGUGGUCAAAGGAGGGAAACAAUUGCAUUUCAGAGCAGUUGUGGUGGUGGGUGAUAAGCAAGGUCAAGUGGGUGUUGGAGUUGGGAAGGCCAAGGAGGUUGUUGGGGCUGUUCAGAAGUCCGCCAUUAAUGCUCGCCGGAAUAUCGUGUCUGUUCCCAUGACUAAGUACCUUACUUUCCCACAUAGAUCUGAGGGUGAUUAUGGAGCUGCGAAAGUGAUGCUUAGACCUGCUUCUCCUGGUACUGGAGUGAUUGCUGGAGGGGCUGUAAGAAUUGUUCUAGAACUGGCAGGUGUUGAGAAUGCUUUGGGAAAGCAACUGGGGAGUAACAAUGCCCUCAACAAUGCAAGAGCCACAGUUGUUGCAGUGCAGAAAAUGAGGCAGUUCAGGGAUGUUGCUCGUGAGCGUGGAAUCCCAAUGGAAGAGCUGUGGAAGUGAUGGCACUUGCCAAAGCUAUUCUUCUAUGUAGAUUUUAUACAUCAAACUGUGUAAGCCAGGCUCCUUAUAUUGGGAAGGAAGAAAGUUAGUUCACCUUUGACCUAAUUUUGUAACAAAAUGAUUAUUUCGAUUUUUUCUUCUUCGUAUCCCAAAUUGGGUGUAACAAAAUGACUGAAUCCUUCUUCUGUCUAUUCAGGCUUGGUUACGUGAGUUCAAUUGUAUGUUUACCAUUCAGCUUAAUCCAAAGCACAAUAUAAUGCUUGAAUUGAUA